GAAACCAACCUCGCUAGGCUAGCUAACCACAAGAAAGAUCGCGCGCUGCGAGAGGCGCCGGCCAUGAGUUCCUGCGUCGCCCCCCGCGUUCUCAUCGUGUCGCGUCGCACUGUCCGCAAGAACAAGUUCGUCGACUUCGUCGGUGAGUACCACCUGGACCUCAUCGUGGGCUACGGCGCGGUGCCGGUGAUCGUGCCGCGCGUGGCGGGCGUGGACGCGCUGCUGGACUCAUUCGAGCCCAUCCACGGCGUGCUCCUCUGCGAGGGCGAGGACGUCGACCCGUCCCUUUACGAGUCCGCUGACGACGCCGACGGCUCGCUCUCUCCGGAGCAGCUGGAGGCCAUGCGGCGCCUGCACCCGAGCGACGUGGCCAUCGACCGCGAGAAGGACUCCAUCGAGCUCCGCCUCGCGCGCCGCUGCCUCGAGCGCAACAUCCCCUACCUCGGCAUCUGCCGCGGCUCGCAGGUUCUCAACGUCGCCUGCGGCGGGUCGCUGUACCAGGACCUGGAGCACGAACUGGUUCGGCCCGCCGCGCAGGUCCAGCACAUCAACUACGGCGACUACGACGGGCACCGCCACCCGGUGCGCGUCCUGUCCGGCACGCCGCUGCACGAGUGGUUCGCGCGCGAUCUCGCUGACGGCGCGCAGUUGAUGGUGAACAGCUACCACCACCAGGGCGUGCGGCGGCUGGCGCAGCGGUUCGUGCCCAUGGCGAUCGCACCGGACGGGCUCGUCGAGGGGUUCUACGACCCGGACACGUACAACCCCGGCGAGGGCAGGUUCAUCGUGGGCCUCCAGUUCCACCCGGAGCGCAUGCGCAAGCCCGGCUCCGACGAGUUCGACUACCCCGGCUGCGCCAGGGCGUACCAGGAGUUCGUCCGCGCCGUGGUCGCGUACCAGGAGAAGACGGCGGCUCCGCCGCACCUGCCCCUCAGCGCACCCCUCCCCGCGUCACCGAAGCUGAGCAAGGAGAUGAUGAGGCGGCGCAAGGUCAUCCCCCGGAGCUUCUCGCUCGCCAUGGACAUGUACCUAUCCGGCAGCCACACCAAGCCGGCGGAGAAGCGCGACCACGAAGCCGGCGCCGAGUUCCUCGAGUCGAACACGGCGUCGGUGAGCGCGUGGCAGGAGAAGCGGCUGAAGCAGAUGGGCGCCACGGCGCGGAACGCGUCGGGGUACCUCAACAGCGUCAAGGUGAACGGCGUACGCGAGGCGGCGGCGCGGGCACUCAUGGCGGAGAUGAGCGUGAACCAGCUGUCCGACCUCGCCACCUUCUACCAAACCAUGGGCAAGAUCUGCUCUGAGGUGCUUGACACCAAGCUGCAGGGUUAGCACCCGAAAAUGAAUCUGCAGAAUGAAGACUGAGCGUGAAGUAUAGCAAAUACAUGAUGUUAUUGGACGAUAAAUCAAUGUUGUUAAGCCAAAUGUUGUUAAGCCAAAUGGCUAUUGUUAUUGGACGAUAACUUUAGUCGUGGAUACUAGUUAGAAGUAUUAAAUAUAGUCUAAUUAUAAAACUAAUUAUAUAGAUUAGGACUAAACGAUAAGACAGAUCUAUUAAACCUUAUUAGUCCAU
Molecule: messenger RNA, 1570 nt
Organism: Zea mays
Lineage: Eukaryota; Viridiplantae; Streptophyta; Magnoliopsida; Poales; Poaceae
Product: Class I glutamine amidotransferase-like superfamily protein
Exons: 1
Coding region: 64-1329 (421 amino acids)
Cellular component (GO): cytosol
Molecular function (GO): hydrolase activity, acting on carbon-nitrogen (but not peptide) bonds, in linear amides
Source: RefSeq, marked validated